AUGGUUAAAUCAGCUCUUUUGACUGCUAUCCCACUGCUCAUGCUCGCCGAGCAAGCCCUUGGAUUCGGCUGUUCAACUCACAGCUACACAACAUGCCAAGAUAAAAUAGUCCAUUGGUUUGACCCCGACGACGGUAUGAUCUGUGAUCCUCUCGACUGCGGCGGCGGCCGAGCACCCCCAAAGACUGGCGUGCCUGGAUGUGCCGGAUAUACCGGCACCGAGACCAUCGGAACCUCGUAUCUCUCGUGUUGGAAACCUUCGACUACGCUCGUUGCUGCAGCUGCGGAGACGACAUCGGAAACGACAGUGACGAAAACUGCUGAGCCUAGUACUGUGAUUGAGGUUGAGACGAGGACUACGACGAGGCAUGUCGUGUCCGAAUCGGCGGAACCGCUUGAAUCGAUUCGAGUCACGGCGGCGACGGGAUCAACUACUGUGGCUCCUGUGCUGCCAUCGGCGACUAAAUCGACUGACGAGGCUGUUUCUGCUUCUACACCUGCUCCUGCGGCUACUACUGCUGCGGCUAAUGCGGCUCGAGUCAUGGAGGCGUCUCUUAUUGCCGUUGCUGGCGUUGCGCUUGGAGCAAUUGUGCUCCUCUAA
Molecule: messenger RNA, 600 nt
Organism: Fusarium subglutinans
Lineage: Eukaryota; Fungi; Ascomycota; Sordariomycetes; Hypocreales; Nectriaceae
Product: siderophore biosynthesis
Exons: 1
Coding region: 1-600 (199 amino acids)
Source: RefSeq, a predicted model, not a curated record